AUGGCCUCAAUCGCAGCUGAAUCCGACGGAAGAUCCCAGCCCUUCUACUAUCGCCUAUUCACCAAAGACGGUCCAAUUGCAACGCACAAUCCGAUCUAUGUAGAUAACCUAUUCAUCAGUCGCACUCUUCUGAAACUCGUCGCUCCUCCACGUGCCGCUUUAUCCAUCACAAAGCAUCUCUGCAAGAUCGAGGGAUUUUCAGGAGCUACGAGUUCCACACUCUUCGAAUCAAUUUCCAGUCAGACUGCCGCUACGGAGUCCUUUCGAUUAGCGCUGAAGGAUCCUUCUGGCCCGGGGUGGUCUGAGGAUGACUCCAUAGUUCUGGUAGUUGAAGCGGAAGAUGCUAAAAAGCGAUCAGCGAGCACGGCGCAAUCGAAGGGUCUCCCUGAGGCUGUGACGCCCGGGCCUCGUUAUGUUUACUACCGGCUUUACGAGGAAGAAGGUGCAAUGGCUUCGAAAACAUCCUUUGACCCGGACGACUCUUCCUUGGGUCGCAUUGACACGUUCUCUAUCGUGCCCCCUCAAACUGUGUCUUCCCUGAAGUCACAAAUUGUAAAAGCUGAGGGCAUCGCUGAUCGCAAGAUUCAACUGUUCGGGGAUAUGGACGGCGAGGUGCCAAUGAAUGAUAAUGACCACAUGUCUCUCCGAGCACAGGUCUAUCCAGGACACGUUGAAGAUGAACCCAUAACACUUGUUUGUAGCCCGAAAAAGGCCGAGAAAACACAGAAGGACACCCAAUUAGUGCCAGAACCAAGCUUUAACAAAAAGCUUAAAGGCUCGAUAACGUGGAAUCCAAAUCCGACUGUUCUAUCAGACUGGCUUCCGUUCGUGGAGAACGAGAUCAUGUUUACAGAUGGCGUCAAAACGAAAGGCUACAUCACUGGGUUGCCAAGUGAUUAUCUUUUUCACCGUCACAUAAGCAACACAAGGACAAUUUUCUUUCUUUCAGUUGCAAACUCUCCCUAUAGUGGAUAUAUUGCGAUGAACUCCGCUGGUAGAAAGGGCUUCGUCUAUGAUUCCCACUCCCGCCUCUGUUGA
Molecule: messenger RNA, 1038 nt
Organism: Laccaria bicolor S238N-H82
Lineage: Eukaryota; Fungi; Basidiomycota; Agaricomycetes; Agaricales; Hydnangiaceae
Exons: 6
Coding region: 1-1038 (345 amino acids)
Source: RefSeq, a predicted model, not a curated record